This is a messenger RNA of Lampris incognitus (smalleye Pacific opah), 1320 nucleotides long. RefSeq names its product galanin receptor 1b (gene galr1b). Gene Ontology annotation, molecular function: G protein-coupled peptide receptor activity. Gene Ontology annotation, biological process: neuropeptide signaling pathway. Lineage: Eukaryota; Metazoa; Chordata; Actinopteri; Lampriformes; Lampridae. The coding region runs from base 33 to 1076 and encodes 347 amino acids. The transcript has 3 exons. Gene Ontology annotation, cellular component: membrane. The record is from RefSeq and is a predicted model, not a curated record.
AGAGGCGCGCCGGUCCUCCGGCCGUAGAAGACAUGCUGCUGCCGAGCAAUGAGACGGCGCGCUGGUCAGACAUACUGGACACCAACCGGACGGAGGAGGAGGACCAGGUCGGCCCGGAGGCCGUGAUAGUCCCCGUCAUUUUCGGAGUCAUAUUCUUACUCGGCGUCGUCGGUAACACCCUGGUGAUGGUGGUCAUCGGGAGGAUUAAGUCGGGGAAGCGCUCCAAAAGCACCACCAACAUCUUCAUCCUGAACCUCAGCAUUGCGGACCUGUCCUUUUUGCUUUUCUGCGUCCCCUUUCACGCAACUAUUUACUCGCUGCCGGAGUGGAUAUUCGGCGCGUUUCUGUGCAAAUUCGGCCACUAUUUUGUCACGGUCAGCAUGCUAGUAAGCAUCUUCACACUCGUGGCUAUGUCGGUGGACAGAUACGUAGCUGUGGUGCACUCCAAGAAGUCGCCGUGCAUUCGUAACAGGAGGAAUGCCCUGAUCGGAGUUGGUGUGAUUUGGACACUGUCCUUAAUCUUUGCCGUCCCGGUGGCACAGCACCAAAUAGUAACCAACCACCCUGAAGCGCCAAACAGCACAUUUUGUUGGGAGAAAUGGUUCGGGCCUUCAAAACACACAUAUAAAGUGACAAUCUUGGUCAUAGGUUAUCUGCUGCCUUUGGCGUUGAUCAUAUGCUGCUACGCAAAGGUGUUGUUCCAUCUUCAUAAAAAGAUGAAGAAUAUGUCCAAGAAAUCUGAACACUCAAAAAGAAAGACAGCUCAGACGGUGCUGCUGGUAGUUACGGCCUUCCUCAUCUGCUGGAUGCCCUAUCACAUUAUUGCCAUGUGGGUGGAGUUUGGCACCUUCCCCCUGAAUGAUGCAUCCUUUGCCUUCCGCAUCGUCUCCCACUGCCUCUCCUACGGCAACUCCUGCAUCAACCCCAUCCUAUACGCUUUCCUGUCAGAGAACUUCCGCAAGGCCUGUCGCCAAGUCUUCACAUGUCACUUCCUGUACCCAUCGCCCCCGGCGAAGAAAGUGGUACGCAUGCGCAUGGAGAACUUCUCUACCACACACUCCACCACCAACAUAUGAACGGAUCCAGAGACAGAGAGGAUGUGAUCAGCAAUGCUGGAAUAGUUUUAAAAUUGCAAGAUCUCAUUAUAGAUAAAUGGGAGUCUCUUGGCUAAUUAACUGUUGUUGCCAGCUCUAUGGCUUAUAGUAUUGUGGUAUUAGGCAGGACAUGUAGUGUUGAUUAUGUCAUUGGCUAUUCAAUAUAGUGAAGUCCUAUAGGUUUAGCUACAGACGGCUGUUUUUUCAUGUCAAAAAAUGAGGAAAU